Molecule: messenger RNA, 2366 nt
Organism: Tachysurus fulvidraco (yellow catfish)
Lineage: Eukaryota; Metazoa; Chordata; Actinopteri; Siluriformes; Bagridae
Product: ornithine decarboxylase-like
Exons: 11
Coding region: 321-1697 (458 amino acids)
Cellular component (GO): cytoplasm
Molecular function (GO): ornithine decarboxylase activity
Source: RefSeq, a predicted model, not a curated record
UGUUGCCCUGGAAACCGCUGAACUAUAUAUGAAUGCCGGCGCAUCAUCGACCUCAUUCAGAACAGUGCACGCCGGCAGGGUGAUCCAGGAAACGCGGGCUAUUUUUAUUUCACUGAUUCUGGUCUAAUGGGCAAAAAUCUUUGUAAAUGCUUUUUAAGAUCAUUCGCUUGAGCAAAGCACACACUGGCCCUGGCCUUGAGGCUUAUCUGAAAGGAUUUAACUUCACUGGGGAGCCACCUUGGCUGCGCUGAACUGCUGACAUUUAAUAAUUUCAUCUCUUUCUGUCCAAUUUUUUUGCAGUCGGAUCUUAAUUAUUGACCAUGACUUCGUUCGAAGACUUUGAAUUUACCUUCCUGGAGGAGGGGUUCUGUGCACGGGACAUUGUUGAGCAGAAGAUCAACGAGUCCACCUCAUCAGAUGACAAGGAUGCUUUCUAUGUAGCAGACCUGGGUGAUGUUCUUAAGAAGCACCUUAGAUGGGCACGAGUCUUGCCUCGUGUCACACCGUUCUAUGCCGUGAAAUGCAAUGAUAGCAGGGCUGUUUUAGAGACACUGGCAACACUGGGAGCAGGCUUUGACUGUGCAAGCAAGACUGAGAUCCAGCUUGUGCAGUCUCUGGGAGUGGAGCCCAGUCGGAUCAUUUAUGCCAACCCCUGUAAGCAGGUGUCUCAGAUCAAGUAUGCCUCUGCACAUGGAGUGCAAAUGAUGACCUUUGAUAGUGAAGUGGAGCUAAUGAAGGUUGCUCGUAGCCAUGACAAUGCCAAGUUAGUGCUGCGUAUAGCUACAGAUGACUCUAAGGCAGUGUGCAGGCUGAGUGUGAAGUUUGGAGCCACACUGAAAAGCAGCAGGCUGCUUCUGGAGCGGGCAAAGGAGUUAGGGCUGGACAUCAUCGGAGUCAGCUUUCAUGUAGGCAGCGGCUGCACAGACCCAGAGACAUUCACCCAGGCCAUUGCAGAUGCACGCUGUGUCUUUGACAUGGGGGCUGAGUUGGGCUACAAUAUGACCCUACUGGAUAUUGGCGGUGGCUUCCCUGGCUCUGAUGAUUCCAAGCUGAAGUUUGAGGAGAUUACUGCUGUAAUCAACCCUGCACUGGAUAAGUACUUUCCUGUAGACUCUGGUGUGAGGAUAAUUGCUGAGCCUGGACGAUUCUAUGUAGCCUCUGCAUAUAUGCUAGCUGUCAACAUCAUUGCCAAGAAAGUCAACAUGAAGGAGCAAUCGGGCUCUGAUGAUGAAGAUGAUGGGACCGAUGACAGAACUCUAAUGUACUAUGUCAAUGACGGUGUUUAUGGAUCUUUUAACUGCAUCCUUUUUGAUCACGCACAUGUGACUCCCAUUGUACACAAGAAACCCAAGCCUGAUGAGCAAAUGUACCCAUGCAGUAUUUGGGGUCCUACCUGUGAUGGCCUUGACCGCAUUGUGGAGCUGUGUACCCUGCCUGACCGGCAGGUAGGAGACUGGCUGCUGUUUGAAAACAUGGGUGCUUACACUGUAGCUGCUUCAUCUACAUUUAACGGCUUCCAAAAGCCAGAAAUCUAUUACGUCAUGUCCAGAUCCGCUUGGCAAUGCAUGCAGCAGAUCCAUGCCCAGGGGAUGCCUGCUCUUGUUGAAGAACCGAACCAUGGGAACAUACCAGGCCACUGUGGGCGUGAAACCACCUUGGAGAUGCCAGCGAAGCCCUGCACUGCCCGGGUUCUCUAAGUCAACAUAAAUGCAGUAUAGAAUGGUGGUGUGCUGCAUUUAUUUUUUACAUAAAUGGACUCUAUUGAUGGUCCCCUAAAGAGGAAAGUCUUGGUGCCCACUGUAUUUUACCAUAAAAUUGUAACUGGUCCAUGAAUAUGCAUGUGCCCAGAAUAUUGCAGAUGCAGAUUUUUUUAUUAUUAUUAUUAUUUUAUUAUAAUUUUGCAAUUGUUUAAAUAUCAUGUCAUUGCUUCCUUUUUAUAAAGAUACUUAACCAGCGAAUAGGGAGACCAUGGAUGUCUUUCCCUGUAUUUACUGUGUUUUAUGGUGGUCUGUUGCUGUUUUACCACCCACUUGCCCAAACAUCCAUUGAAUUACACCAUCAGCACAAGACAGUUUGAAUAUACUUAACCACUACAAUGGACCACUAUACUAAGGAGCUUGGCAUGUUGUUUUUUUUCUUCUUCUGACCAUUCACAUAUCUCAUACACAUUCCUUUUUUCUUUUAGUUUCUUUUCUUUCUUUUUUUUAAAUGGUAGUAAGAUGGUAAUAAUUCUUAAAACUAGCAUUAUUUAUGACCAUGAUGCAUUUGAAAAUGGAUAUGAAAGAGAUGGGAUUGCAUACAUACUGCGUUCCUAUGGAAACUUUUUGUAUUUUAUUUGUUUUUAUAAAUAAAACCUCAGGCAAACA